AGUACUCCGGCCUGGGGACAGAUACACAAACAAAGGGGAGGGAUAGCCUUCUCUUUGCUCGAAUCGCAUACAGGCUAUGCUGCAUGUUCGCAUGCCCAUUGUUGCUGUGGCGUGUCUGUACCCCCCCGAGGCCCAUGGCGCCCAUCGGCUUGUGCAUGCCCAGCCAACCUCGGCCCAUGGCCCUCCUCAUCACGUUCCUCCGAGUGCGAGUGCGCGACCGCGGCUCUGAUAUCACCACCUUCACCUCCGCCAUCACCGCCGCCGCCUCCUCCCGCCCACAUCUCUCUCGCCACACCCUCAUCUGCCCUGCCUGCGCCCGGCAGCCUCCCAAUGCUUCCCGAUGCACUCCGCAGACUUCGCCGCCGCCCAGCAACGCAUAGCAGCCCGCCGCGCCCAGCGCGCGCUCCAGCAGCGCAACCACCAUGAGCCAUCGCGCCCUGCUCGCGCUCUCGCCCGCCUUCCCUUUCCCCUAGGCGCCGUCUCCUCGGCGGGAUUCAGCGUUUGGGACGCGAUCAAGGGCCGCUCGGGAACGCGCCCAGAGUUCCGCGUCGGCCAGGUCGAUGCCGAACUCCUUGACGAGGAGCUGCUGACACUGCUCAAAGACCAGGUCGGCGAAGGCCUCAAGUACUUUGGCUCCCAUGUCACCGAUAAUUACUCGGCCGAGAUUCUACUACUGCUGCGCGCUGUGCUGUGGAAGCUGAGCAUCUGGGACCAGAAUGCAAGUUACGGCGCCCAUUUACAGGGGCUGCGCUACACCGACGCCCGCAGCAGUGCCCCCAAUCGCCCGCCCCCGAAGCCCUGGCAGAAGAUUGCCUAUGGCGCCAUUACUGUCGGUGGGAGAUAUGCGUGGACAAAGUGGGAGGAGUACCUCUUGUCUACGUCCGAAGACUACACACGACCUGAAUCCGCACGCCUCAAACUGCUGGGCAGAUUGAGUGAGCUGGCUGGGAACGCACACGAUGUGCUCGGCCUCGCCAGCUUCCUCGUCUUCCUCGUCGACGGCCGCUACAGAACAAUCACCGACCGUCUCCUCCGGUUGCGCCUUACCCCCUCGUCGCACUCGACCUCGCGCGAAGUCAGCUUUGAGUACCUCAAUCGCCAACUCGUCUGGCACGCCUUCACCGAGUUCUUGCUCUUCCUCCUCCCUCUAGUUGGCAUAUCCCGCUGGCGCCGCAUUCUAAGCCGCACCUUCAAAAAACUCCGGGCAACCCUCUUUUCCCUCAUGGGAAAAUCUACUACCUCCUCAACCGAAGACGACGAAACCAAAACCUCCGGCGAACUCGGCUUCCUCCCUGAACGCACCUGUGCAAUCUGCUACCGCGACCAGAACCCCACCACCGCGACCGAAUCCGACAUCAUGGCCUCGUCGGCCGGUGGUGGCGGCGUCGUCGGCAGCGCAGCAACAGACAUUACAAACCCCUAUGAGUCCACAUCCUGCGGCUGCAUCUACUGCUUUGCCUGUCUCGCCCAGCGCAUCGCAAACGAAGAAGGCGAAGGCUGGACUUGUCUCCGCUGCGGCGAAAACAUCACCGCAUGCAGACCCUGGAACGGCGAUAUCAUCGAAGAGCAGCCGCGAUUUAUGCCCGCGUCAUCACAUGCUGAGGAGCAUGAGCGGCCUAACACUGCGAAAUCUGUUGGCUUUGCCCGGGCGACGCCGGACGAAGAUGAUGAGAAGACACUGCUUAAGGAGGUGGAACCUAUGCCGGACCAAGAUCACAGUGAUGGAGAGGGUUUACUCGGUCCCUCGACCACGCAAGCCCGCGCUCUGGAUCUCGGCGAAUCCCUCUUUACAGAAACGUCUGAGUGGGCGCGUGCCAGUGAGACUGACAGUAGUAGCAGUGAGGAUGGGCAGAGCGAAGAGUACGAUGAGGAUGAGCAGGAGGAAGGCGAGGAGUUGGGGUUUUAUGAUCAAUGAUUCCUUCCUCUCCCUCUUCUUUUUGAGAUAUAGAUGGUGGAAUUCUGGUGGCAUAAAAAAAACAAGGCCUAUCCUUACCUCGAUGUUUGUCUUUUUCUUCUUCGCGAUCUACAUAUAACAUUUCUGUAUACCUUAGUUAUACGGCCCAGAUUACACGUCACUAAUGCAAGAUACCCUGAUUUUGG
Messenger RNA from Bipolaris sorokiniana ND90Pr, 2100 nucleotides. RefSeq lists its product as uncharacterized. Gene Ontology annotation, molecular function: zinc ion binding. The transcript has a single exon. Lineage: Eukaryota; Fungi; Ascomycota; Dothideomycetes; Pleosporales; Pleosporaceae. Gene Ontology annotation, biological process: protein import into peroxisome matrix. Bases 341 to 1915 code for a protein of 524 amino acids. Gene Ontology annotation, cellular component: peroxisomal membrane. The record is from RefSeq and is a predicted model, not a curated record.